AUGGCGACACCCGACGAUGUCAUUCAUUUCUUGGCAGAGGCAGCACCAGAUGCGACGCUUCGACUCAUUACAGCUGGACUAGCCGCAGGUGGUCUCGGGCUGAGGGCUGGCUCCGAGUCAGCAGACCAUGAUGCGGUGGAUGCUGUUACGAAUUCACCUGAUCCAAUGGCGCAGGAUAGCGCCGACUGUCGAGCUGCCGAUCGGGAGUGCAUACAGUCUACCCCCGUCAAUACACCGCUGCCAGCACCGACGCCAACGGCGACAACAGGCACGCCAGAGGACAUGCAACCGCGCCCGAUCGCGCGUGCAACAGUCCCUAGACACUGGCCUACCUCACCAAAUGUCGAUGAGAUUUCUGAACAACGGGAGCCCGCUACACCUGUGCCACGUAGUGGGAGGGGUCGCGAUCGGUCAUCGACGCAUAAGGCUGCGCGCAGACUUCUAGGUGACGUCACCAACUAUCCUCGAUUGCAAGGAGUGCCGCUGCUGCCGUACUCGCAGAGGGACAUGGAGGUGGCAGGGAGGCUUUCCCUGGUGGAAGCCUCGGCACCCUUGGACGUCUGCCGCCUAGUGGCAAAUGACACCUGGUGCAGUGCAGAUCAGCCAUUGCAAAGCUCCAUCAAGGAGAGCCCCUCGAAAUUUCCCAUCUACCCAUCCUUUCAUGUGCCCGAUGCCGCCACUCUUGGCCAUUCCUCUCGGCUGGGUUUACCUAGACACAUUCAGCUCGACCGUCUGGAGUGA
Closterium sp. Yama58-4 is the source of this 741-nucleotide messenger RNA. NCBI's taxonomy places the organism in Eukaryota, Viridiplantae, Streptophyta, Zygnematophyceae, Desmidiales, Closteriaceae. The record is from the annotation of a GenBank genome assembly.